This is a messenger RNA of Triticum aestivum (bread wheat), 1019 nucleotides long. Its product is annotated as thiosulfate sulfurtransferase 16, chloroplastic. The transcript is spliced from 7 exons. Bases 276 to 833 code for a protein of 185 amino acids. NCBI's taxonomy places the organism in Eukaryota, Viridiplantae, Streptophyta, Magnoliopsida, Poales, Poaceae. The record is from RefSeq and is a predicted model, not a curated record.
GAAAACACGCGGUUUCCCUUCUGCCCUCUUAUGUUAUUGUUACAGUAUAUAUUGUACUAGUACCAUUGAUUUCUCCAAUCUCGAAUAAAUAGGAGCCAGAUUUCCAUAGGUAUACCGAAGAAGAGGAAGGGACUUCAUUUGGAAACCCUCCUCCGUUCCUUCCGCUUAUUGUGCCCAGUCCGCCUCCGGAGACCCCAAGAACAAGAAGAGGAACAAGGAGGUGGAGAAUACAUCGAUCCAAACGAACGCCGCGACCGAGACGAUCGAGAGAUAAAAUGGCGUCGGCCUGCUUCUUCGCCCGCUGCGUCUCCGUCCCUGCGCACCUCCUGGCCAACCCCACGCCCCUCGCCAUCACCACCUGCGGGCUGCGGCGGCUUGGAGCCGCGGGAGCGAGGCCGGUGUGCGCCGCCGGGAGGAUGCUCGGCUCCGUCAGAUACGGCACUGGAGCGGCGUUGGGCCCCAAGGAAGCCGAUGCGGAGGUGGCCGCCGUGCCGCCGUCGGUGCCGGUGCGCGUCGCCUAUGAGCUGCAGCUGGCCGGCCACCGCUACCUCGACGUCAGAACGGAGGGUGAGUUCGGCGGCGGGCAUCCGGCAGGAGCGGUGAACAUCCCCUACAUGCACAGCACCGGCUCUGGGAUGGCGAAAAACUCGGGUUUUCUAGAGCAAGUGUCGGCGAUAUUCAGGAGAGAGGACGAGAUCAUCAUCGGAUGCCAGAGUGGCAGGAGAUCUCUCAUGGCAGCAGCCGAACUCUGCUCCGCUGGCUUCAGUGGCGUGACCGACAUCGCCGGAGGGUUUUCUGCUUGGAAGGAGAACGGGCUGCCGAUCAACCAGUGACGUCGUCGACUUCUCUGAAUGUGUCUGAAACAUUACACGUCUUGAUCUUGGAUCCAAGACACCAUGAUAGUGCACUCAAUAAAUGUUAGCACAACAAGAGAUUAUGAGCCUCUUCAAUAUUCCUUUCAACGCCUUCUGUAAAUUGUGUAAAACCUACUCCGAUCAGAAAAUAAGUUUAAGCUCUGA